AUGAAGGUCAACCUGGCUUUCUUGUUUCUUUUCAUCCUCAGCCUCGCAGCUGCCUCUGCUGUAACAGAUCCUGACCUCGAAGCUCGUGAGGCAGAUGCAUAUGAAGAUGGCCUCUACGAACGUGACUCUACCGUGAAGCACCUCCAGCGCGACCACAGUUGUAACCAGCAGGAACCCCGAUGUGCCAGUGCAAGAAAGUCUGCAACGGAGCAGAUCCUCACUGUAAGCCUGGUGAUUGGGAUUGGGAUAAAUGCCACUGCAGGGGGAAAUGGUGUAGUAACUAUGACUCUAACUGCAAGUCAUGGAACUGGGAUACAUGUCAGUGCAAGAAGGUCUGUCAUCAAGCAGAUCCUCAUUGCAAGCCCGAUGACUGGGAUUGGAACAGUUGUCACUGUGCAAACACAAGUCCUAGACUAUACUGUGAUGCUUCAGAUGUAUGAAGCAUCAAACAUCUGA
Aspergillus nomiae NRRL 13137 is the source of this 456-nucleotide messenger RNA. RefSeq lists its product as uncharacterized. Lineage: Eukaryota; Fungi; Ascomycota; Eurotiomycetes; Eurotiales; Aspergillaceae. The coding region runs from base 1 to 456 and encodes 151 amino acids. The transcript is spliced from 4 exons. The record is from RefSeq and is a predicted model, not a curated record.